Messenger RNA from Morchella sextelata, 333 nucleotides. RefSeq lists its product as uncharacterized. The coding region runs from base 1 to 333 and encodes 110 amino acids. The record is from RefSeq and is a predicted model, not a curated record. NCBI's taxonomy places the organism in Eukaryota, Fungi, Ascomycota, Pezizomycetes, Pezizales, Morchellaceae. The transcript is spliced from 2 exons.
AUGCCACCUUCUGUAUACAAUUCCACUUCUGUGCUCAGUAACGAUAGUCACUCUUCGGACCAGAUCUCCAGCAGAGAUUUGGAAGAUCUUGUAAUCUCGAGGGUGAAUACACCAUCCUAUCCCACGAAUCAGUCAAUGGAGCAGGAGGAUGAGGAGUUUGUACCGGAAACAUCCGAAUGGAACGAGCUUCUGGACGCUCUUCAAGUUGAAAGGAGGAGAGUGACAAUGUUUCACUCGAUGAGCCCGAUCGAAAGAUUCCUGUCAGGUGAGAGAGUUGAAGAUUGUUCGGUAGAGUUGCGAGUCUGGGGGGCUGAAGAGCACCCUAAACAAUAA